Messenger RNA from Suncus etruscus (white-toothed pygmy shrew), 3368 nucleotides. It is a transcript of the gene RASGEF1A, whose product is annotated as RasGEF domain family member 1A. The coding region runs from base 138 to 1604 and encodes 488 amino acids. Gene Ontology annotation, biological process: Ras protein signal transduction; positive regulation of GTPase activity. Gene Ontology annotation, cellular component: plasma membrane. The record is from RefSeq and is a predicted model, not a curated record. Lineage: Eukaryota; Metazoa; Chordata; Mammalia; Eulipotyphla; Soricidae. Gene Ontology annotation, molecular function: guanyl-nucleotide exchange factor activity. The transcript has 14 exons.
GCCAGGGCAGGGCAGAGUUUGCAGUACAUCAGGGCUGUGAGGAGUGAGCGCCCUCGUCCGGGGAGGCAGUCACAGGCCCAAAUGAGGGCCAAAGCACCUGCCCAAGGAAGCCUUGGGCAGAGGCCAGCGACCGUGAGAUGAGGCUGCGAAGGGAAACUAUGCCCCAGACAUCCGUGGUCUUCUCCAGCAUCCUUGGGCCCAGCUGUAGCGGACAGGUGCAGCCCGGCAUGGGGGACCGUGGUGGCGGUAGUGCAGGCAGCUCUGGGGACCUCAUUUUCCAAGAUGGACGCCUGGUCUCUGGGUCCCUGGAGGCUUUGAUGGAGCACCUGGCCCCCAGAGUGGACUAUUACCCUGACCGGACCUACAUAUUCACAUUUCUCCUAAGCUCCCGAGUCUUCAUCCCACCCCAUGAUCUGCUGGCCCGAUUGGGGCAGAUCUGCCUGGAGCAGAGGCAGCAGCUGGAGGCCGGGCCAGAGAAGGCCAAGCUGAAGGCUUUCUCUGCCAAGAUCGUGCAGCUGCUAAAAGAAUGGACAGAGGCCUUUCCUUAUGACUUCCAGGAUGAGAAGGCCAUGGCUGAGCUCAAGGCCAUCACUCACAGGGUCACACAAUGCGACGAGGAGAACGGCACCGUGAAGAAGGCCAUCGCCCAAAUGAUCCAAAGCCUGCUGCUGUCCCUGGCUGCCCGGAGCCAGCUGCAGGAGCUUCGGGACAAGAUCCGCUCACCGGCAGUGGACAAGGGGCCCGUCCUCAAGGCCAAGCCACCAGCCACGCAGAAGGACAUUUUGGGGGUGUGCUGUGAUCCCCUGGUGCUGGCCCAGCAGCUCACCCACAUAGAACUGGAGCGGGUCAGCAGCAUUCACCCCGAGGACCUGAUGCAGAUCGUCAGCCACAUGGACUCUCGGGACAAGCACAGGUGCCGAGGGGACCUGACCAAGACCUACAGUCUGGAGGCCUAUGACAACUGGUUCAACUGCCUCAGCAUGCUGGUGGCCACUGAGGUGUGCCGGGUGGUAAAGAAGAAGCACCGAACCCGCAUACUGGAGUUCUUCAUCGAUGUGGCCCGGGAGUGCUUCAACAUCGGGAACUUCAACUCUAUGAUGGCCAUUAUCUCUGGCAUGAACCUCAGUCCAGUGGCGCGGCUGAAGAAAACGUGGUCCAAGGUCAAGACGGCCAAGUUUGACGUCUUAGAGCAUCACAUGGACCCAUCCAGCAACUUCUGUAAUUACCGCACAGCCCUGCAGGGGGCCACACAGAGAUCUCAGAUGGCCAAUAGCAGCCGCGAGAAGAUUGUCAUCCCGGUGUUCAACCUUUUUGUCAAAGACAUCUACUUUCUGCACAAAAUCCACACCAAUCACCUGCCCAAUGGACACAUUAACUUUAAGAAAUUUUGGGAGAUCUCCAGACAGAUCCACGAGUUUAUGACAUGGACCCAGGUCGAGUGUCCUUUCGAGAAGGACAAGAAGAUUCAGAGUUACCUGCUCACGGCACCCAUCUACAGCGAGGAAGCUCUCUUCAUCGCCUCCUUCGAGAGUGAAGGUCCUGAAAACCACAUGGAAAAGGACAGCUGGAAGACCCUCAGGACCACACUCCUCAACAGGGCCUGAGGCGAAGACCUGGAGGCAUCAUCUCACGGGGGCACUUUCACCUGGACUGACCUGGGCCGGAGGACGACUGAGGCCUCACUGGCUGGGGUCCAUUUUGUAUAUAACUUUUCUGAAAAACAAAAGUAACUCUUUCAUGCAUCGAAGACCUUUGGCACUGACAAAUGAUGCUUUGUUUACUUUCAAGAACAGGGCAGGGCCCUGCUUCAGGAAGGGUGGGAGAAAGUAUCAUGGGAGACGGCAUCCAUGAUAACAUCUUAUUCCAAUGAGAUGUAGAUUUUUAUUUUCUACUUUUGAUGAUUAACAUCUUAUGAGAAUAAAAAAAAAAAAGCAACCAAUCUUUAAAUACCCAACCAAAAGCAACAUGAGCCCUACCUGCUCGAAUCGCCUUUCCAGCCAGUGUCUCUGUGUCGGGGUUAGUGCCUUAGAGGGUACUGGAGGGCCGGUCUCGCUGUUCUAGCCAGGGCCAGCCAGUGCCACUGAAAGGCGCCGGGCAUGCUGGGCUCCGCACUGUGCAGGGGACCUAGUGGCCAGGCCUGGGCGGGCCGGGAGGUCCGUGUGCAGCAUGCUGGAAGUGAACCUUUGAGUCUGGGCUUUCCAAAGUUUACAGUUUCCUUUUCCUUUAUCAGGGAUUUAAGGGGUCGGGAGGGGCUGGGGGAUACCUGGCAAUGUAUUUUCUUUUUUGGGGGAUGAUGUCUGGCCAAUUGUUUUGGAUGUGUAUGUUAGGAAGAGGGAGCAUUGGAAAAUAACAUCAAGGUGAUGAGGGAGUGGUGGAAUGGUCUUGUUUUCCAGGUUAUCAUUGAGACACACUCAGAAGGAAGAGAAUAGAUACAAAGUGGACUUGAGGAUGAUGGGGAGGGGUGGAACGUUCUGGAAACAGUGAAAAAGCAGUAACUCAAUAUAGCAUCACUCCAAGUGGCCUGCCUCCUCCCUGUUGAGGUUGCAGGACCGGGCUCCCCUCCUAAGACUCUGAAAAUUAGCCAGGCCAGUAACCAUUGGAGCCCCCUCAACCUAAAACUGCUCACCAUUUCGAGGCACUUCCUACCCACCCACCCAACUUGAGAAUAUUCCACUUUUGACAUCCUGGCUGUCCCGGUCCCUCCUGAGCCAGGGCGGGCAGUCCACACAGAUUCUCUUGGGAAGUGGAAAUCAGGACUUCAGUUCUGCAUGAACAGAGCUGGGUGCAUGACGCAUCCUAUCUCUCUCUGUGUGCCUGGCUUCACAGGGGCCUGGAACCGGGUACCGGGUGAGGCCAGGUCAGUGAGUAGCUAAUUCCCAAAGCUCAGAGGAGAGCCUGGAGAGGGCGGGCACCGCCUCAGGAAGGAGGUGGCUCUUCGCCCGCUGCUGAAGGCGCCCUCAGCCCGGGGUGGAGCAAGAAUGUUGACACUGUAUUGUCACAGUAUGUUUGCACUUUUCAGAAGUUCUAGAGUACAUAUUGUAUAUUGAUAGUACAUAUGGCUUUGUUUAUGUAUUUGAGAUAAAGGCUUAAAACUUGAGAAUAUAUAUAUAUAUAUAUUUGGAAUACGAUGCUAGACCCUUUUCUGUCCCGUGUUCAGGAGCCUUCUCGUCAUUGUGCACCUCACUUGGAUCGUCAGUUCUAGUACCUGGCAUUGUCUGUUUGCAACUUUAUUUUUCCCAGUUUGAUAAACAACUCUUGAUGUUUUGGUAUUUGGAGGUGAACUCUGAGUAUGAAGCUGUACCAUAAUGCAGGAGGUCAGUUGUUGGUAUGACUGGAUGUACUUGCACCAAUAAAAGAACAUGUCGCUC